Messenger RNA from Owenia fusiformis, 2468 nucleotides. Lineage: Eukaryota; Metazoa; Annelida; Polychaeta; Sabellida; Oweniidae. The record is from the annotation of a GenBank genome assembly.
GGCGGCAGAAAAUGAAAAGUAUGACAAAGGCUUAGACUUGGAUCUAGAUCUGCGACUACGUAAUAGCCAAGAUAGUGAAGAUGAUGUCAUUUUCACAAAUAUUCCUCUAGAUGAUAACAAGAAAGAUGGCAACCAGGUGAACACAGAGCUUUAUCCUCCAGGGGUGUACUACUCUACAGACACGCUCAAUACUCCAAGAUCUGUAGGGGAAUCAGAAAUAGAUUCCGGCAUUCUUACUUAUGGCGAAGAUGAAAAUAAGGAGAGAGGCAAUUGGUCUGGAAAGCUAGAUUUCUUACUUAGUUGCCUUGGUUACGCAGUCGGUUUAGGAAAUGUAUGGCGAUUCCCCUACUUGUGUUACCGGAAUGGUGGAGGGGCAUUCUUGAUUCCAUACGCCAUUAUGUUGGUGUUUGUGGGUCUCCCAUUGUUCUUCAUGGAGUUAUGUUUAGGACAGUUUUGCAGUAGUGGGCCAUUGACAUGCUGGUCAUACGCACCUAUGUUCAAAGGGAUAGGUGUUGCCAUGAUGAUUGUGUCUAGUCUAGUAGCGGUAUAUUAUAAUAUGAUCAUAGCCUGGUCACUCUAUUAUCUCAUAGCAUCAUUUACAUCAGAGUUACCAUGGGCUGACUGUGACAAUGAUUGGAAUGGGAAAGGUUGUAGUUUAAGGUGGCCUCUAUUGAAAGAAGAUGAGUGCCAAGGUCGUGGAACAAUCGAAUACCCCAAUGGUACAUGCUAUACACAGCAAGACGACAAGACAUACAAAUUUACUGGUGUUUACAACGAAUCUCUAUUUUUUCAACAAACAAAAAUUAAGCGUAUCUUGCCAAGUGAAGAAUACUACAAUAAUUAUGUGCUGAAUCUCAGUAGUGGAAUAGAUGAUAUGGGAGCCCCCCAGUGGAAGUUGGUCCUUGCCCUUAUUGGGGCAUGGGUCAUCGCAUUUAUGUGCAUGAUUAAAGGCAUCAAAUCCUCUGGAAAGGUUGUGUACUUUACAGCCACCUUCCCUUAUGUAGUACUUGUUAUUCUACUUAUACGUGGGGUGACCUUAGAUAAUGCGGGUCAGGGAAUAUUAUUCUACCUUCAGCCUGACUGGCAGAGACUAGGAAAUGCUAAGGUAUGGAAUGACGCUGCAGUUCAAAUCUUCUUUUCUCUGUCCAACUGCUGGGGAGGCCUCAUCGCUUUAGCCAGCUACAAUAGAUUCCACAAUAAUUGUCUCAGGGAUACACUCAUCGUGGCAUUCGGGAAUUGCUGCACCAGUGUGUUUGCUGGCUUUGUCAUCUUCUCCUUCCUUGGUAACAUGGCUGGCAUCAUGAAUACCACUGUGGAUAAAGUCGUUGAUAGCGGCCCAGGCCUUGCAUUUAUAGUGUACCCAUUUGCUGUGACAAUGAUGCCAGUGUCUCCCCUUUGGGCCAUCCUGUUUUUCUUCAUGCUCAUAACACUUGGACUUGAUAGUCAGUUUGCCAUGUUGGAAACAGUCAUGACGUCUAUAAUGGACCAAUUUCCACAUGUUCGGAAAAAGAAGACAUUCAUAAUUCUCUUCAUCUCCAUUUUGUUCUUCCUUUGUGGUUUGACAUUGACCUGUAGGGGAGGGGCCUACAUGUUACAGUUAAUGGACACAUAUUGUGGAGGAUGGGCCAUUCUCAUUAUAGGAAUUGUUGAGAGUAUAUCUAUAGCUUGGAUUUAUGGAGCAGACAGGUUUAUGAAUGACAUUGCAUUGAUGACUGGAAAAAAGCCUUCUAUUUGGUGGCGAAUAUGCUGGCAAGGCCUGACUCCAUUCCUCAUCAUUUUCAUUCUAUUAUUUACGUGGAUAGACUACUCCCCAGCUAGGUUUGGCGACUAUUCCUUCCCUGAAUGGGCAGAUGGCUUGGGCUGGUGCAUGAGCUUUACUUCUGUUAUAUUCAUACCAAUUAUGGCUGUCUAUAAGCUUUCUAAGGAGGAAGGGUCAUUCUUAGAGCGUCUACGCCGGGUGACGACACCAUCAAUUGAGUGGGGCCCAGCACUAGUGAAACAUCGCAGAUUGGUGAAUUAUGUGAAUGGCUUUUGGACUGACCCUAAAGCUGCACUGGGUGUUGUCAACCCAGCUAUGUCAUAUAGCAGUAUGAAUGGAAGCUCUGUCAAGGUGAGCUACAAUGGUGUGCCAAUAAGCCUGACUCCUGGCUAUUCUACCCCUGGGUACUCCACCCCUGGUGGUGAAAGUAUAGAUGGGAGGAGAACUCCAGGAUCUCAAGCUACAGGAACAUCGUACAUCUCACAGGCCAAUAGUUCAGUGUCAUAUGAAAGUGUUGUAUAAAUCAACAUGUUGAAUACCGGUGAAGAAAAUCAAGACUAGAAUUGAAAUAAUAAACAGGCUGUCUUGACAGGUUUUCCUGAUAAAAUGUUAAUUUUAUAUAAAGUUGAUAUCUAUAGUGUUUAAACAGAUGCUUGGUUGAUGCAGUCUUUUUAGUUCUUCCAAGAUAAUGUUAGCCUUGCCCAAGUCG